Salvelinus sp. IW2-2015 is the source of this 2635-nucleotide messenger RNA. RefSeq names its product cbp/p300-interacting transactivator 3. The record is from RefSeq and is a predicted model, not a curated record. Lineage: Eukaryota; Metazoa; Chordata; Actinopteri; Salmoniformes; Salmonidae. Gene Ontology annotation, biological process: regulation of DNA-templated transcription. Gene Ontology annotation, molecular function: transcription coactivator activity. Gene Ontology annotation, cellular component: nucleus.
AAAUAUUUUUUUUAUGUAUAAUCCCUGAGUUGACCCAGAAAAUAAGCAGUCUGUGCAUCGGCCCUGCUUGAGCAUGAAGUGUAACCCUGUGGAAUACAUUCUGUAAUCUGAARACACCUCGUUUUGCAAAACUAAAAUAGAACGUAGCAGUAGCAAAGUCGUUGAACUUUAAUCCGAGUAGAUACGGACAGGAGCCAUGGCGGAUCAUCUAAUGAUGCCCAUGAACCACAGCUCUGCCGGCGGGGGCCUCCACGGCUACAGACUGGGCAUGAACGGAGGCCUGCAGGCAGGCAACCAGCAGCACGUAGUGCCUCAGCCCGGCCUUCGAGCCCUGCCCAAUGGCCAGAUGAUGCACUACGGUGGGGGACCUCAGCAGCAGGCCACCAUGGAGGUGGCCAUGAGGCAGCGGCAAGGCAUGGUGGGGCCCGUGAACAGACAGCUCAACGGGGCUCAGAUGGGCCACCACCAGAUUACGUCUGGUAACAUGAUGUACAACAACGGGCAGGCCCAGCAGCAACACCACACCCAGCACCAUCACAUGAGCCUCCAGCAGCACCCGCAGCAACAACAGCAGUAUAUGAAUGGUGGUCUCACGUCCCAGCAGCUCAUGGCCAGCAUGCAUCUGCAAAAACUCAACACCCAGUAUCAYGGACAUCCACUGGGRCCCAUGAACRGCAACCACAYGGGCAACGGGGCAGCCCAGUACYGCAUUKGCCCGGCCCAGCUGGCUAACAUGCARCAGAUGGCCGGGCCGGCWCUGGCCUUGAAYGGCAUGGAYGCRGACAUGAUUGACGAGGAKGUUUUGACAUCCCUGGUCRUGGAGCUGGGCCUGGACCGCAUUCAGGAGCUGCCCGAACUCUUCCUGGGCCAGAACGAGUUUGACUUCAUCUCAGACUUUGUGAGCAAACAGCUGCCCAGCACCAUCAGCUGCUGAGUGAGAGAGGACCUGAGUCAACGAUGCUUUGAAGGGGCCUGGAAGGGUGGAGAGUUUGGAAAGACUUGAGUAGUGUGUUGCCCACUGGAAACAACUACUGCUCCGCUUUUCAUUUUUGUGUUGUGCCUUUCACUCUAACAGUGCUAGGUCGCAGAGAAGAGUGAGCGAGAGACACUGGUCUGGAUAGCCACAGUGCUAUGGUGUCAUUUUGUGAAGUGACCAGAGGUGUGGUUCUGUGUUGGGUCGCAGCUCGCCUGUAAUGGGACAUCGUCCUCCAGCAUCUCUUCUCUCCAGAGAUGAAUGUAAACAAAACUGCUGAAUUUGUUCAGAGUGGCUUCUCAAUGUUAAGACACUGUUGCCUCCUACAUUGGACUCAAUGGCAGUUUAGUAGUAAGAUGUAUUUAUUUAUUACUCUCUCAGAGAAAUUAAUAUAGAACAAACCAGAGACCGACAGAUCGUCCAGAGAGAGAAUCAAGUUCUGUUGGUGUUUUGGGUAAGGUCAGGGGAAGCUCUAAGUUUGUCUUUUAAAAAACAUUUUUUUUUWGUAAAUUGGUCUGGGCCUUCUGUUUGAAAAUAAGCCCCUCAAAUUCAUUUUUGAUCUUCCAAGAGCUUGGAUUUCUCUCCAAGAAUGGAGGCGGCAGUACAAGUAGAAUGCCAUUUCAUGGAUUUGAAUGGAAGUCUAUCAUAAUUGAAUAGCUCACUUUUGGCAAGGAUUGCUUUUAGUUGUGAUGUUCUCAAACCUACUACUUGUACUGUAUACAUCUGUGUUAAUACAGGAAAGUAUGUAAGAUAUAGAACUACAUUAAUUAUGCCAAUUUAUUUUCUUUACUGGUGGUUUUUAUCUUCCCUUUGCGGUCAAGACGGGGUUUUGAGGAUCAAUAAAAAUGGCCUGGAUAUAAGUGUGGCCUGCUUUUACAUUCAUUGCAGAGGAGAGCAUUAAACGUAAUCUGGGGGCUAAAGGGAAUUAUGCCACUUCAGGGCUUUCCAGCCUGCAGGGUCCAGGAUAUUAAAUAACUUAAUACUGAAUUAAUUUAUCUCAAAGGUGUCCCUGUUUCUUAGGAAUAUCUUUAUCUCCCUCAAGGUAUGCACAGUCUUAUGAUGACAGACAUUUACUGCUGUAAGCAGCAAAUUACCUUCAAUCCUGUCAUGGAAAAUGAUGACUGGUGUGUUAAAAUCAAACUCAAAGGUGCACUGCUAUCCACCAAAAAGCUGAAUUUCUAAUCUGAAUUUUUGACCUUUGAUAUGGAGAAGGACCCACAUUGUGGUUUUAGUCAUUGCAUUCCUGAUCAUCCUGACACCAUUAAUAAAAAUAGAUUGAGGAAUGAAUUUCCUGGUUCCUAUGAGUUACGGUAACUUUUCUAUAUGUUGCUGGGUAGAAAGUAGGUGAGACCUGGGGGAGAUGGAGCGGGCCAGGGUUAAUCUACGCUUACCUUGAUGGGGGUUUAACUGAAUUCAUCCCCUGUAAAUUACUACCCCACAGGGGCAAAGAAGUAUGGCACACCUUUAGUGACAGUUGUUAGCUCUGAGACUGCACUUAAUGGUUGGUUGGGGAAGCAAAAUGAGUAUAGGUUAGUGCCAAUAAUAAAUGGCAUAUACAAGCAUGGCUUCUUCAAAAAAAAAUCUGUAUAAAUAUCCCAUGCCUUAUGCAAUGUUAUAGCCACCUGAUAUUAAUUCUAUUAAAUUCAAAUGAGUUUAAUAUUC